CCAGGAUUUGCCAUCUUAUGCAAUGCUGUCUAAAAUUUUCUAUAUGCUUGUCAUUGUUUCUUACUCGACAACCAGUCUGGUUAUACCAUGUCAAAAGUCUUUCGAUGCCUUUCUACAUAUUUCCAGUGAAUUUUGAUGUGCCAAAUACCACUUUAGCAACUAUACAAUCAACAACCAGAUUCUGAAACUUGUCUGAUUUUACAAACUUGCCGAUCAUGCUUACUUCUGAAGUCCUGCUUGUUAGAACAGGGUUGUGCUGUGUGUGUAGUUAUCAUAUUGUACAGGGGCUUCUUUGCUUAUUUCCCUUCAUGUAUAUGUGCUGGCCUGUUGGCCCGAUGGAAUAUAGGCUCACUUCAUAACAUGGUAUAAGAGCUAGGGUUAGGUUCCCCAGCCGCCGCCGCCGCCUCUGGUCGCCGCGGCCGCCGCCGGCCGCCGCUCCUCUCUUCAUCGAGCCUCUCCCCUCUUCUUCCUGGUAGCUGCUGCCGCCUGCUGGUCCAGGCCGCCGCCGUUCCAGGCCGCUGCUGCCGCCGUCCUUCCCGGCCGGCACCGCCGCCUCAACGUGCUGCUGCUGCUCUUCAACGAGCUGCUGCUGCUGCUGCUCCUCUUCUCUGCUGCUGCUGCUGCUCUUCUUCAACGAGCUGCUGCUGCUGCUCUUCAAAGUGCGGCUGCUGCUGCUCUUCUCCUCCUGGUCUGCUGCUGCCAUCAAGCUGUGCCUCCUGCUGCUGCUGGUCUUCAACGAGCUGCUGUUGCUGCUCUGCUGCAAUGGCGCCCUCCACCACCACCGGUGCUGUCCCAGUCCCACUGUCCUGUUAUCUUCAACGGACAGAACUACAGGGACUGGGUGCAGCACAUGAAGCUGCACAUGAGGGGCCAGCUGGUCUGGGAGCACCUCUCUGGUGCUCUGCCUUGUCCCCUGCUGCCCACUCCUCCAGCUGAGUUGGCCUUCCCUGUUGAUGCCGAUGAAACCAAGCAACGUGAGAUGCUAGAUGCUUUUGAAGAGGCCACUGAAGAGUAUCAGAAUCAACUCCACUUAUACAAGCAAUGGACAAAUGAUGAUGCUCGAGCCUCUUCUAUCUUGGUGAACAGCAUGGAUGUUGAUCUCACCAUGGAUGUGGUGGCCCUUACCACUGCAUAUCAGAUGUGGGAGCACCUUCGCCAUCGCUAUGAGUCUACAGGGGAUGCCAUGUAUCUCUCUGUUGUUCGUCAAGAGCAACAACUACAACAGGGAGAUGCUACUGUGGAUGAUUUCUACAAGGAGAUGUCGGCGGUGUGGCGCCAAUUGGACUCUCUGGGAGCUGAUGUUUGUCGCAGAUGUCAGUGUUGUGUGCGGCAACAAGCUAAGCUGGAGGUUCGUCGCCUCUACGACUUCCUCACUCGCCUCCGGCCGGAGUUCGAGCAGAGUCGUGCUCAGCUAUUGGCACGCCAUCCUCGGCUCUCUACUCUGGAGGCCCUUGCUGAGGUGCGAUCUGAGGAGGUGCGCCUACGGAGCACGGGCUUAUUGCCAUCCUCUUCAGCAGUCCUGGCUGCCCGCGUUCCACCACCGCUGCCUGGUGUGCCCUCUUCUACACAGGUGGCAGCAACCUCCACUAGUGCUUUCUGCAACUACUGCAAGCAGGAUGGUCACAUGAUCACGGAGUGCAUCAAGAGGAGGAAACAGGGUCGCCGUGGUGGCCGUCCUCAAAAGGACUCGGGAGGCUCCUCUAAUUCUCGUGAGGGCUCCCUUGAGAAGGUUCACCAGGAGAUGCUCACCUUGCUGCGCCGCCUUACUGCUUCUGCACCAUCCUCAGGUUCUGCUGGUUCUGCUGGUCAGACGUCUGGUCCACCACCGCACUCUUUGUCAGGAUCGUCGUACGGGGACUCUGGUUGGGAUCGGUCCUCGGCGCCAUGACUCUCAGCGCCUUUGGGAGCUCGAUUGGCUGCGCCUUCCUUCCGCUGCGUCCUCUAGCCAGUCGGACAUCACCACCCCUUUUGCUUCAGCUGCCACCUCCACCACAUCCUUCGCUCAGUGGCAUCAUCGAUUGGGUCACAUUUGUGGCUCCCGCUUGUCUUCUUUGGUUAGGAGUGGUGUUCUAGGGUCUGUAUCUGGUGAUAGUUCACUAACUUGUAUGGGUUGUAAGCUUGGCAAGCAGAUACAACUUCCAUAUCCCUCUAGUAAUUCUGUUUCUCAAUGACCUUUUGAACUUGUUCACUCUGAUGUAUGGGGUCCUGCCCCCUUUGUUUCGAAAGGGGGUCACAAAUAUUAUAUAAUUUUCAUUGAUGAUUUUUCUCGCCACACUUGGAUCUACUUUAUGUCAUCUCGUAGUCAAGUGCUUCAAAUUUACAAGUCGUUUGCUACCAUGGUUCGCACUCAGUAUGAUUCCUCUGUUCGAGUUUUUCGUGCUGAUUCGGCUGGCGAGUACUUAUCUCGUGCGCUUCGUGGUUUCCUUGCUGAACAGGGUACCCUUCCUCAGUAUUCCUGUCCUGGUGCACACGCUCUAAAUGGGGUGGCUGAACGCAAACAUCGUCACGUCCUUGAGACUGCUCGGGCUCUUCUUUUAUCUUCUGCUGUUCCCCCGCACUUUUGGGCUGAGGCUUCUCUACCGCUGUUUAUCUCAUUAAUAUUCAGCCUUCUGUUGCUCUUUAGGGAGGGAUACCAGUUGAUCAUCUAGGUGAUGGUCCAGCUGAUUAUAGUGGUCUACGCCUGUUUGGUUGUGCCUGUUUUGUUCUUCUUCACCCUCAUGAACGCACCAAAUUGACUGCUCAGUCUGUUGAAUGUGUUUUCCUUGGCUACAGUUUGGAGCACAAAGGUUACCGUUGCUGGGACCCUAUUGCUCGAAGACUGAGAAUCUCCAAAGAUGUCACUUUUGAUGAGUCUCGCUCCUUCUACCCUCGUCAUUCUUCUACUGCCACAACCGAGUCGUUAGUCGAGCCUCUCUCUUUUUUGACUCUACCUGAUUCUUCACCUUUAUCGUCACCUGGUAGGUCCACUCCUAGCCUUUCACCUGUGUCUGCUCAUGAGCUUCAGCUUACACA
Messenger RNA from Triticum aestivum (bread wheat), 3012 nucleotides. RefSeq lists its product as uncharacterized. The transcript is spliced from 2 exons. The record is from RefSeq and is a predicted model, not a curated record. Lineage: Eukaryota; Viridiplantae; Streptophyta; Magnoliopsida; Poales; Poaceae. Bases 851 to 1888 code for a protein of 345 amino acids.